AGUAGGCGGAGGUCCGGGAGGAGUUGGUGGAGGCCCAGGUGGUAUUGGUUCCAGCACAGGUCCCACUACAGGAAAACCUCCUAAAGUGUACGGGGGUACGGGUGGCACUGGACUCCUCGGUACUGGAGGAGUCGCUGGAACUGGAACUGGUGGCCCAGGUGGAGCAUCUGGAGUGACAGCAGGAACCGGUCUGGUGCCUGGAGCAGGAGGGGUCGGAACCAGAAAACCUGGCAAAUCAUAUGGAGCCGGAGGCGCUCUGGGAGCAGGAGUUCCAGGAGGACUCCAACCAGGAAGUGGCUUACGGUACCCAACUGGAGCAGGUAUGGGAAAGCCUGGAAAAGCUUAUGGAGCAGGUGGUCUGGGUGGCCCAGGCGGCUAUGGUGCACAACCAGGUGGUGGUUACGGAGCAGGACCUGGAGGCUACGGCACUGGACCUGGUGGUUACGGUGCAGGACCUGGCGGCUACGGCACUGGACCUGGUGGUUACGGUGCAGGACCUGGCGGCUACGGCACUGGACCUGGUGGUUACGGUGCAGGACCUGGCGGCUACGGCACUGGACCUGGUGGUUAUGGCACUGGACCUGGUGGUGCUGGUACUGGCCCUGGUGGUUAUGGCACUGGCCCUGGUGGUGCUGGUGGCCCUGGUGGUUAUGGCACUGGCCCUGGUGGUGCUGGUACUGGACCAGGUGGUGCUGGUACUGGACCAGGUGGUGCUGGACCUGGUGGUGCUGGUGCUGGCCCUGGUGGUUAUGGUGCUGGUGCUGGUGGUUAUGGCACUGGCCCUGGUGGUGCUGGUACUGGCCCUGGUGGUUGAUGGUACUGGCCCUGGUGGUUAUGGUGCUGGCCCUGGUGGUGCUGGUGCUGGCCCUGGUGGUUAUGGUGCUGGCCCUGGUGGUGCUGGUGCUGGUGCUGGACCUGGAGGAUAUGGAGCUGGAGCUGGGGGAUAUGGCCCAGGAGGAAGGAAACCACCCAAAAGCUACGGAGGUGCUGGACCAGGUGGGGUUGGCGGAGGUCCAGGCGGAUAUGGUGGAGCGCUUGGUGGAGUCGGAGGUGGCCCUGGCGGAGUUGGCACAGGUCCUGGGGGAGUUGGUGCUGGUCCAGGAGGAGUCGGCCGUGAGCCUGGCGGAGUUGGUGGUGGCCCAGGCGGAUAUGGAACAGGUCCUGGAGGCGUUGGAGGAGGUCCUGGUGGAUAUGGCACUGGACCUGGAGGAGUUGGUGGAGGACCUGGAGGAGCAGGAGUGGUUCCAGGUGGUGCAGGUGCUGGAGGUUUAGGAUAUGGGCCAGGUGGAGUUAAACCCCCUAAAAGUUAUGGUGCUGGAAGAGGAGGUGCUGGAGGUCUUGGAGGAGGCCCUGGAGGAGUGGGCGGAGGUCUGGGAGGACUUGGUGUAGGUCCAGGAGGUGUUGGCGCAGGCCUGGGAGGAGUAGGAGGUGGACCUGGAGGAGUUGGCGGGGGUGGUGGAGGACUCAGGUACCCAGGAUUGGGAGCAGGGGCUAGCAAGCCUGGGAAAUCAGGUGCCGAUUUUAAUUCACCCUCAGCAUUGUUGUCUGGAGAUGGGGAGAUAGAACAGGAUCAGAAAGAUAUGGAGCUGGUGCCCUUGGAGGUCAGGGCUAUCAACCAGGAGCUGGUGGACCUGGAUAUGGUGGUUAUCAGCCCUACCCAGGUUACAGAGGAGCAGGAACAGGAGGAGCUGGAGCUGGGCAAGGAGCAGGAGGACAAGCCCCUCUCACUCCUCAGCAGUCUAAAGCAGCCAAAUAUGCAGCCAAAUAUGCCGCCCUCCAAGGAUUUCUUGGAGCAGGUGGUUAUAGAGGAGGUGCCUUGCGGAGGAGGAGGAAGUGAGGGCCUCACGGAGGGAAGUGACCUCAUAAACAACGUGGUGCUACUGCAUGAUCGAGAAUGUACUUCUUACAGCUCGGCCCAAGAGAUCCCGUUCAUGUGCAAAACGUCUUUUCUGUCGUUGACCUUCUUAUCCUUUAUGUUUGUAUUGUGAGAUUUCUACAAACAAAACAGCUGUCUUGAUAUUGAACACGCCAAAUGUACACACUGACCAUUGUGGCCACCCAAGUAUUGUAAAUGUGGCCUUAUAAAAUGCUGGUUGGUUAUCACUUCAUUUGCUCUUGUUAUGUAGAGAUUUAUGCUGUUGUACUGUGCUCACAGCUAUCACUUUCCUGUUUAGUGUCUUGGGUGGACUCUGCUUAUCUGUGAAUGGCAUCAUUUAUGAGGGACAUACUAAGUAACAAUUGUAAGAUCAACUGUUAUUCUCACAUAUUCUCACAAUCAGUGACAAGACAUUUAAGUGCUAAGCAGAACCUGAAAUGUCAGUUCCUUUUUUUUCUCUUUUUCUGGGUAAGUCUUUUAACGUUUAAUUUCCAAACUUACACGUCAGGACGUAUGUCGUCAAGGGACUUGUCGCUGCUAUUCAGGGAUCCUCUGAUGCCAGAGGUUACAGCAUUGCCAGGCUGAGAAAAGUGACAAAUCUUUUGAGAUACCUCUGAGAUUCUAAUGUUCCCUAGCUACAUCUUCACCGGUGUCAUGCAAACGUAAGGGAGCGAGAUGAUUAGCUCAUGAAUCUAAGCUUUUGAAGCUAACAAUGAUCCUCUGUGCAUUUGUGAUGCAAGAAAAACAACAACAUUCUUUUCCUCAUACUUUUGAUAUUACUACUAGUUUUUCACUCAAGCUUUCUAAAGUGAUUUCCACGUGUUUUCUUUUUGUUUAUUUUAAAUUAUGAGAUAUGAAAAUUAGAUGUGUUUUCUUAUUUUUCCUUUUUUAUGUGUGAGUGUGAGUUUGUAUCUUCAUUAAACAUUGUUGUUGUUAAACAGUUUAACACUAGGAGACUUUUCUACAUGGUGUCUCAGAGAACAGAAACUAUGUGAUCUUUGUGUUUUCAGAAUUGCAAUUCAGUUGCAUAUGUGACCCGAAUUAAGUGGUCAAUGAGUGUUGUCCAUUGUUUAAUGUUUACUCUUUUAAGUAUUCACUGGUUCGUCAACAUUAGUCCAACAGAUAUCAAUGUUUGUCUUGAAAAAGUGUUUUUCUUUGACUGUAAAUGGGAUUGAUGCACUAUUUCAUGAUGCAUAAUUACCUGUCUGCAGGUAUAGGCAUAACCCCAGGCGUGAUAACUUCUAUCAUUAAAAACAAUACAAUUUGA
Messenger RNA from Alosa alosa (allis shad), 3143 nucleotides. Its product is annotated as PE-PGRS family protein PE_PGRS16-like. The transcript has 15 exons. Bases 240 to 1988 code for a protein of 582 amino acids. The record is from RefSeq and is a predicted model, not a curated record. Lineage: Eukaryota; Metazoa; Chordata; Actinopteri; Clupeiformes; Clupeidae.